AUGUUGCUCCCUUCCGUCUUUACCUUGUUUCAGCUCUCCACAGCUUUACCAAGACUACAGCCACGGGUCUCGCAAUACCUGGUUGUUCUCGAUACUGGCGUGGGGCAUCGCAGCACGCCUAUCCCUAGAUGGCCGACUUCUCUUCGCCGUAUCAACACUGACGGUUCCAACGCGGCUAACCUUACACAAUUCGGCGUAGUUGUGUCUGAUCCCAACACACUCGAACAACCGAUACUUGCCUAUGCCCUCACAUACUCGCCGUCAACUUCCUCCCUCUUCUCCGCCACAGGUCGGGGCGUAGUGCGAACCAACAUAGAAGGUGGGAACCUAGAGUACAUCUUGAACAAAGAGAGCGACCCAUCGAGUCAGGUUGUCAGCAUCACAGCAGCUGAGCAAUCUCAGAAGCUUUACUACGGCGAUUCCAACACAGGCCUAAUCUACUCCUCAAACUACAAUGGCAGUAACGUUGCCGUGUUCCGUAACGUAUCUCAAGGCCUCACCUUUCUCUCUGAGGACUACAGCUAUGCCAAUACACACGCCGGUGGCAUUGUUGUUGACGAAGCACGGGGCUGGCUCUACUGGAGCUCAGUAAGUGACGGAAGCAUCCGGCGCGUCCUUCUCAGCGGUGAGGGGCAGGAGCAAGUUAUAGUUACUGGACUCGACAAACCAGGACAGCUACGCAUCGCCGGUACCUCCUUGUACUUUGCCGAGCGUGGCUCAUGGAGCUCCUCGCCCACAGCUAUCAAGUACCUUGGCCGCAUGAUUGAUGAACUUCCUGCAUCGCCAACGUCCCCUAACCUAGCCGUACCAACGCGUACUCUCAUUUCCUCUACGCAGUCGUCGCUAUUUACCGAAAUCGACUAUACGGGCGAGAAGCAGACGCUGGGAAUUGAGAGCUUUGUUGUCUACAGGAAUGGUGUGGAACAGAUUGUGUACUUUGCUGUUAAUAGUGCGGGUAGGACGUCGUUCGGUAAGAUAGUAGAGACAGUGUGGAGAGGGAGUGGGGAUAGUAGAGGCCCCGUCUUUAAAGUCUUGAAUGCAGAGACAAAAGACGUUGGAAUACCCGUUGGUUUAGAGCAUAUUCUAUAG
This is a messenger RNA of Bipolaris oryzae ATCC 44560, 1089 nucleotides long. RefSeq lists its product as uncharacterized. The record is from RefSeq and is a predicted model, not a curated record. The transcript has a single exon. Bases 1 to 1089 code for a protein of 362 amino acids. NCBI's taxonomy places the organism in Eukaryota, Fungi, Ascomycota, Dothideomycetes, Pleosporales, Pleosporaceae.